AUGGACUCGUUUGAAAUAUUUACACUCCUUGAUAACAUAGCUUCAGCAAUCAAUGAGUUGAUCGAGUAUGGGGCAGGGACAAUUUUGGUCCCAGGAAGCGUACCACUUGGAUGCAUGGGAUCGUAUCUAGCAUUAUUUCAGAGUUCAGACAAGGAAAAACAUGACCCUGUAACUGGUUGUUUAACAUGGGCAAACGAGUUUGGAGAGUACCACAAUGAAUUGCAUCAGAAGGAACUUGAUCGAAUUCCGAAGCUUCACCCCCAUGUCCACAUUAUUUAUGCUGACUAUUACAAUACCGCGAUGCGUUUCUACACUUCCCCAAACAAGUUUGGAUUUACAGAAACUCUGAAGUCAUGCUCCGGAGUGGGAGGUCCAUACGGUUUCAAUUCAUCUUUACGUUGUGGUGACCCACCUCUGAGAACCUGCUGUGAUGACCCUUCUUCUCAUGUAAGCUGGGAUGGUGUACAUUACACAGAAGCAGCCUACAGAUUGCUUUCCAAGGCUAUAUUAGAACAACUAUUCACCAUUCCUAAUAUAAAUAACUUAUGUCUUCCAUUUACUCUUCCUGCUGUUAGCUUUCUCUUUGUCAUAACCAUCGAUACUUCAGAUCAUGUGAAUGGAUGUUUUACAUCGAUUUUCAGCUUUGGUGAUUCCUUCACCGAUAAUGGGAACUUAGUCCACAUUUCACUUUCAGAAUACAGGGAGCUUCCGCACUGUGCUUUUCCUCCACAGGGUAGGGCAUAUUUUGGUCAUCCCACAGGGCGGUGCUCCGAUGGCCGGUUGGUUAUAGAUUUCCUUGCUGAGGGUUUGGGACUUCCCCUUUUACCACCAUAUUUUGGAGGUGAAAAUGGAACAUUACAAAACUUUCCAAAUGGUGUGAAUUUGGCUGUGUCGGGUGUUACAGCACUGGAUUUUUCAUUUUUUGAAGAAAGAGGAGUCCAUAAUCACUUCACAAACUUUUCUUUGAGAGAUGAAGAGUGGUUGUUCAAAGAUGCUUUGCCAUCUCUUUGCCCAUCUUUUUCGGGUUACCGUCUCUUUUGUACUUACCAGUAA
Molecule: messenger RNA, 1053 nt
Organism: Theobroma umbraticum
Lineage: Eukaryota; Viridiplantae; Streptophyta; Magnoliopsida; Malvales; Malvaceae
Source: RefSeq, a predicted model, not a curated record